Molecule: messenger RNA, 183 nt
Organism: Colletotrichum orchidophilum
Lineage: Eukaryota; Fungi; Ascomycota; Sordariomycetes; Glomerellales; Glomerellaceae
Exons: 1
Coding region: 1-183 (60 amino acids)
Source: RefSeq, a predicted model, not a curated record
AUGCAACAGUGGUUCUCUCACCUGCGAACUGGAGGCCUGCGAGGGGAGUCCCUGGGCCCAGCCGCCGGCACGGCAGAGGGAAGAGGGCCGACUGGUCGGAGCUCCGCCGUCUCCUUUUUCCGUGACCCCGCGAUGCGCCGUGCCCAUUGCGUCCAUGCACGGCUCCAAUCCCACGGCAUCUAG